Sardina pilchardus (European sardine) is the source of this 5528-nucleotide messenger RNA. RefSeq names its product salt-inducible kinase 2b (gene sik2b). The record is from RefSeq and is a predicted model, not a curated record. The coding region runs from base 324 to 3119 and encodes 931 amino acids. Gene Ontology annotation, molecular function: ATP binding; protein serine/threonine kinase activity. Gene Ontology annotation, biological process: protein phosphorylation; intracellular signal transduction. Gene Ontology annotation, cellular component: cytoplasm. The transcript has 15 exons. NCBI's taxonomy places the organism in Eukaryota, Metazoa, Chordata, Actinopteri, Clupeiformes, Clupeidae.
UCAAUGCACGUCAGUCAGAGAACAUGAUGCCUCCUGCAAGUCAACUCGUGUACUCUCGCUAAUAGAGCUGAAAUAUUAUAGCUCUAUUGUAUUGGAAAAGGGAGCCGUGUCACACCACCUAAACUCCUAGACGUACUGAUUCCUUUUUGUCGGACUGUGGAGGGCUGCCAACAACCAAACUGGCCUGCCGAUCGGGAAUUUUACUUUGUCUAUUUUCAAUAGACACAUUCUAGCGGGCGGUUUGUUUUCCCCCGUCCGCCUUAUCUGGGGGCGCGAGUCGCAGGUCCCUAUCUCAUCUGGCCAAGCCUCGCAUUCAGAACAGCAUGGUCAUGGCUGACUGUGUCCAAAAGCCGAUGCUUCGGGGUCCUGUGCGAGUUGGCUUCUACGACAUCGAGCGUACGCUAGGAAAGGGGAAUUUCGCUGUCGUGAAGCUGGCCAGACAUCGCAUUACCAAGACGGAGGUGGCCAUUAAGAUCAUAGACAAGACCCAGCUGGAUGCGGUGAACCUGGAGAAGAUCUACAGGGAGGUCCAGAUCAUGAAGAUGCUGGACCACCCACACAUCAUCAAGCUAUACCAGGUGAUGGAGACGAAGAACAUGCUGUACCUGGUGACCGAGUACGCCAAAAAUGGGGAGAUCUUCGACUACCUGGCCAAUCACGGGCGUCUGAAUGAGCCGGAGGCGCGGAGGAAGUUCUGGCAGAUCGUGUCGGCGGUGGAGUACUGCCACAACCGCCGCGUCGUCCACCGAGACCUCAAGGCCGAGAACCUGCUGCUGGACGGACACAUGAACAUCAAGAUAGCAGACUUUGGCUUUGGGAACUUCUUCCAGCCGGGUGAGCCAUUGGCUACGUGGUGUGGCAGCCCCCCGUAUGCCGCCCCAGAGGUGUUUGAAGGCCAGCAGUAUGAGGGACCACAGCUGGACAUCUGGAGUAUGGGGGUGGUGCUGUACGUGUUGGUGUGUGGCGCUCUUCCGUUUGACGGCCCCUCUCUCCCCGUGCUGAGGCAACGCGUGCUGGAAGGCCGGUUCCGAAUCCCCUACUUCAUGACCGAGGAGUGUGAGCACCUUAUUCGGCGCAUGCUGGUGCUGGACCCGUCCAAGCGCCUGUCGGUGGCCCAGAUUAAGGAGCACCGCUGGAUGGCGCUGGACGUGCCGGUGCAGCGGCCCGUUCUCUACCAGCAGGCGGCGACGGAGAGGGACCCCGGGGUGGGCGAGUACAGCGAACAGGUGCUGCGACUCAUGCACAGCCUCGGCAUCGACCAGCACAAGACCUUAGAGUCGCUCCAGAAUAAGAGUUAUAACCACUUUGCUGCUAUCUACUACCUGCUGGUGGAGCGUCUGAAGGCCCACCGCUGCAGUUUCCCCGUCGAGCAGCGACUCGACGCACGCCAGCGCCGCCCCAGCACCGUGGCCGAGCAGACCGUCGCCAAGGCGAGUAGCGGAGGUGCGUCUCAGGUGGGCAUGCGUCUUCUGCGCUCUCCGGUUCUCCCCCAGUCCUCCGCCGACUCCUUCUCUAUCCCACAAUCCCCCACGGCUGAGCACGGCCUCAUGGAGGAGGAGGUGGCAACGCCCAAAGUUAACGGCUGCCUGCUUGACCCCCUACCUCCUGUCGUCAUCCGUAAGUCCAGCACCUCAUCGCCUAGCAACAUGAUGGAGAUGUCUAUCGACGAGGGCAUCGAGACCGAGGAGCCGGACGCAGAGGAUGACCCCGCCCACGUCUUCAGCACCUAUCAGACGGCUCGCUUUGGGCAGCGGAGACACACCCUCUCAGAGGUCACCAACCCACCAGGAGCACUCAUGACAAGUGCAGGUAAGCUGUUCAGUAUGGGUCAGAACCCGUCGCUGGGCAGUGUGGACUCGGAGUAUGACAUGGGCUCCAUGCACAGUGACUUGGGCCUGCUGGAAGACACGCCCCCUCUGUCAGAGGCGGGGCUGGGCAACGCGUCAGUCACGCGGAUGACUCCGCCCUUCCUCGCCGGUCGCCCGGCCAACCCCACGAUGCAGGCGCUCAGCUCACAGCGCAGGGAGACACACAACCGCUCGCCAAUCAGCUUCAGGGAAGGCCGGCGUGCCUCCGACACCUCGCUCACUCAAGGUCUGGUAGCAUUCCGACAGCACCUGCAGAAUCUGGCGCGUACCAAAGGCAUCCUGGAGCUCAAUAAGGUGUACGAGCAGAUGGGCUCUGGAGAAGACCCCUCCCUGGGCCUCACACACCCACUAGACCCACAACAGCUGCUGGACCCCAUGCUGCAGGGGGACUCCCAUCACCAUGACGGCAUGGCCAUGUUCUCUGCUGGUGGCCAUCCUCCACUGUUGUCACGGAGACAGAGCCUGGAGACGCAGUACCUCACACACAGGAUGCAGAAGGCUAGCCUGCUAGUCAACAGCCCCAGUUGUCAGAUGUUUUGUAAAGAGACACCCCGGAGCCUGGAGCAACAGCUACAGGAACACAGGGUGCUGUCGUCCUCCGGCAGGUUGCAGCAGAAGCGGCUGUACCUGCACAAGCAGACGCAGCUGCAGGCCUACUUCAACCAGAUGCACAUCGUGGAGGGCGCCGGGGCCGGCCCCUACCCCCACCAACACCAACACCAACACCAACACCAGCCCCCGCUCAGCCUGCCCGACCCCCCCGGCGUGGCGGCCCCAGGCUCCAUAGCGCCCCCCGCAGGCCAUCCCCAGCACCAGCACCAGCACCAGCAGCCCCCCCAGCCCCUGCCCCAGUUCGGCCGCACCCAGACGCUCGGCCCCCUCAUGAGCCCCGGCCUGGAGCCUAUGCCCUUUGACCCCUACCUGGGCCACUACCCCCACCUGCAUCCCCACUCCAUGCCCCCCCACCCCGAUGCCCUGAGCUACGGCUACCCCCCCGGCUGCGAACAGGGCCCCGUGCCCCUGGGCGAGCCCCUGUACCAGGAGCAGUACGAGUACCCUCUGGAGCCCGGGCAGCCCCCCCCGCCCCCUCCCCCACUCGGGCCCCCUGGACCAGGAGCGGCAGGAGCAGGUCAGUCGGGGGGAGUGGCGGCAGCGGCGUACGAGGGCUUGACCCUUCAAGGCGACGCCUUCCUGGACGGCGAGAUGAUGGAGACGGUGGACGCGCAGCACGGCUUCGUGCUGGUCAACUGAGCCCUGGACGCUCGCCAGCGGACGCCGGGACGCCUACUAACUAACAGUGUUACUGUGGCAACGGGGUGUUUUUGUGCGUCCUGGGGAGGCCCGCGGAGCCUGACCAAGGGAUGGACGAUUUUAUAUUGAGAAUUACCUAUUGACUGACACAAACAGUAACACUACUCUUGUGAUCGUGCUGAAGCUAAGGACUCCAAUACUAUCUUGUGUUGUUGGUUUUUUUUGACACCACAGUCCACCCUCCUACCUCCCGAAGUCCCCCACUGCCUGGUACAGCUAUGGCCACUCCCGUGUGUGUGUGUGUGUGUGUGUGCACGUGUGUGUGUGUAUAUGUGUGUGUAUGUGUGUGUGUGUGUGUGUGUGUGUACGUGUACCCUGCUUAAGCACACCACACGUGUACGAAUACCCCAUUAAACGCUCACACACACUCACACACACACACACACACACACACACACACACACAUGGUUGCGUGUACACACACCCAUACAGGAGGAAUGAACUGAGCUGUGUGUGUGUGUGUGCGUGUGUGUGUGUAGCAGCCAGCGGAGGGGCCAGCGGAGUGUGUGUGUUGACGUGGCCGGAGCUCAAAGCUGGCAGGCAGAAGCAGCACACACACACACUUUUCAGUCAUAUAGGAACAUACACACCCCCAACCUCAGGCCUGUGCAGCAAGCACCUUCGGUGCACACACAAUACGGCAUCAGAGAAAAAAGCUGGGCUACAUAACCCCAAGCAGUGGUGGUGCAUUACUUUCAGUGUGUUUGUGUGUGUGUAUGUGUGUGUGUGUGUGUGUGUGUGUGUGUGUGUGUGUGAAAGGGCGUGCGUGUGUGACAAAAUUGAAGCAAUAUAUUGAUCAGAGUCUGCGAGAAGCCAUAAGAUGUGUCCACUGCAGUGAGCUACUGAACAUCACUGCAGCCUGUCCUGUGGUGAUGAUGAGAGCUGUCGAGCGUCAGUGCGGCCUGUCGGUCGUCACGUGCUCUGUUGAACGUCACUCACGGUCUGUCCUGUCCUGUGAUGAUCGCUGCUGGAGAAUCACCGCCGUCUGUCAGUCGCAUUCUGCUCUGCUGAACAUCACUGCAGCCUGGUUGAGUGUUGCACUCUGGGGGCUGGAGGCUGGUGUCCUGUGGGAUCCAGUGGAGAGGAGCGCUCCACCCCCCCCUAGCCCCCCCCCCCACCACCACCUCCCACCACCCACCCCAUAUUACACUGGAAACCCUCACCACAACCUUCCCACAACUCCCACCAUCUACUAAUCUCCUGCGUCUCCAGCAUCAGUGCGUACGACACGUAGCCCCAUCUCACCUGUCCACCACUACCCCCUCCUCCCCCCAAACCAACCCCCCCCCCCUGCAGUACUCUAAUAAUCUACUUGAAACCUGCAGAGGAUCUCGGAGACAUACGGCGCUACGUUACCGGACAAGCAGGCCUGGACACUUGGACUGAGCGGACACAUGACUCCUCAGCAGAGGCCAGACUGUAGAAUCUAUAUGUGUGUGUGUGUGUGUGUGUGUGUGUGUGUGUGUGUGUGUGUGUAUGUUUGUGUGUGUGCCUGCGUGCGUGUGUACACGUGUGUGUGCGUGUGACGUUUUCUUAGUAAGAGAAUUUACUGGAGCACUUUUUUCCCCAGGAAGUGAAAAGGAAAGGUGUGUGUGUGUGUGUGUGUGUGGAGGUGAAUGUAAUGUAGUGGGGAGAGCAAGAGACACGUUCCCGCUACUGGUCCAGGAGGCUGAUGACCAGUACUGCGGACUGCUCCCAGCCGGACUCUCCCAAUAACAGACUCGAGCUGGCGGGUCCACAGGACACCUUCAUGUGGUUGUUUCACAUGCUUUAUUUCAAAAAGUCAAAUGAUAUUAGGAGUUUAGAGAUUUUUGAAAAGUGGUUUGAAGAUGCAACCAAUAUUCUGUUAAAUGUGAUAGUGUUCAUUGUGCCUUCUCUGUCUCUCCUCUGUUUCUUUCUAAAUUAAGAUUUGAAGAACUAUAUUUUUCAGUUUGAUUCCUCUUUCGUUUUUAAUGUUGGAAUUCCUACAGAUCAUGUGUGAGUCGACCCAGGUUUUUUUCCAGAGGUACAAAACCAAAGUCCCCUCCGAAGUCGGUCCAGACAGCGCCACCAUGUGGGGCUCUGGCUUAUUGGUUAGCUUUUCGACAGUGUAUUUUUUUGUUGUUGUUGUCGUUGUUGUUGUUGUUUUGGUCAAUCAGUAUAUGCCGUUGAAAAGUAUUAUAGCAAUAUUUCUUGAAUACUAGUUCUAAUGAAUAUGAGAAUAGUGAAUGUGUCACAGAACCCUAAUCACAUCCUUGCUGGCAAACACCAUUCAGUUCGACAUCCACCUUGACAUUUAUCCUCCCCCAUGUUGACCACACAUAAGCUAACUUGCUGUAGAGAUUAAAAACUGAAAAGAUUUAUUGAUCA